ACGUCUGGGCAUGCGCAGAGACAUAGCGGAGGUGUGCGGGGUCUUGGAAUUUCCUUAACCUGUUAUUGCUUUAGUUUUGUUUUCCCGCUGGUUUAGAAGAGCGGCCGGAAACCUCAAGUAGAGGAGAUAAGAUUCUGGCUCCGGAAGCACGGGUCAGCCCAGUGAACCGUCAGUCUGAAACUGCCGGAAGCGAAGGGGUAGUCCGGAACCUUUCUCGAGGUGGAAAACGAAGGUUCUGCCUUCCGAGAGCCUCUCUGAAGAAGAUGACUGAAGAUCAGCCUUUGCUUGCCGUGCAGGAGGCCCUGAGGAAGUGCUUUCCCGUGGUGGACGAGCAGCAGGGCCUGUGGCAGAGUGCUCUGAGAGACUGCCCGCCCCUCCUGGCCUCCCUCAGCAACCUGGCAGAGCAGCUGCAAGCCGCACAGAACCUGCGAUUUGAGGAUGUGCCCUCACUUCGGGCCUUCCCAGACCUAAAGGAGCGGCUGAGGCGCAAGCAGCUGGCGGCUGGUGACACUAUCCUGGACAAGCUAGGAGAGAGGCUAGCCACCCUCCUCAAGGUGCGUGAUGUGGUCAGCAGCCACGUGGAGCGCGUGCUUCAGAUCUAUGAGCAGCACGCAGAUGCGAUCGGCCUCGAUGCUGUCCUGCAGGCUUCAGCUGCGAGCCCCUCUGUGGCUGAAAUGUUGGAGUGGUUGCAGGACAUUGAGAGACAUUAUCGGAAUUCGUACCUGAAGAGGAAGUACCUCCUGUCGUCAAUCCAAUGGGAAGACUUGGGAAACAUCCAAGCUUUGCCCAGAGCCUGGGACCGAAUCUCAGAAGAUGAACACCCGGACCUUGUUCGAGAUGUCAUGUUGAAUGUUUCUUUCUUCCUGGAAGAGUGAAGAGGCCAUGUGUUUAUCGGGAGACUUGGGGGACACAGGUGAAGACCGACAUUGCUGCCCUCUUGUAUGUCUAAAAAAUGUCAGUACUGCGUCCUGACUUACUGGAAAUGUCAGUGCCCAGCGCCUGAGGACUGGCUCUUCAGCGGAUUCUGCUGGACAUUCCUGAUGUUGGGGCUGCUUCAUGCUGGGUCAUGGGUGAGGGCACAUGGUCACCCCUUGCCCUUCCCUAAGACUCAGGAGAGUGGACAGAGGCAGAGAGGAUGCAGGAAAGGUGGUGCAGAACACCAGGGACAGAAGCAAUAGCCGCAGAAGUGGUAAGAAAGGAAAGGGCCAGGGUAGAGAGUUGGCACCACCCCCAGCAUCAUCCAGGGCUCUGAGCCUCAUUGACACCAGGUCCUAAUUUCCUCUCUUUUUGUCAGUGCCUGACUCCUUGAUGGAAAAAAAUGUCGCUUUGAUGAUUUAAAGAAGUGAAGGUGAUGUUGAUGGAAAAAUUGUUUUCCAGUUGCAACGGCUCCUUGUCAUCAGGACACUUUCUAGAGCAUUCCACCAGGGGGAGGUGGUGUAGCAUGAAUUCUGAGUGUUUUGCAUUUGGAUCUGUUCCCUUGUUGCUCUUACUGACAGUAAGUAACUGGGGAUAGUGGGGCUCUUAAAAUAACAUGGUUUUCUUUUUACCAAAGCCGGCAGCCAAUUUGCUACAGGCCCCUGAUCUUGGAGUAGCUGCAUGGAUGGGAGGUCCCCAGUCCAGAGUCAGGCAAUCAGGAUUGUGUUUCUGAGGCCCAGUGCCUUAAUCUGUGAAAUGGUUGUGAUCCUUGCAGACCUGUCAGCUUCCUGGGCUGGUUAAAAAUCUUGGUUAUUGGAUGUAAAGGGACUUAAGAAAGAAUGUAGAUAUUUUUCAAAAUGAAAAUGACUUUUUAAGUUUUAAAAGUGAUGAUAUGCUUUUUAAAAAAUCAUAGAGAAAUUAUGGAAAACAUUUAAAAUGUAGAAAAGCAUAGAACGGAACUCCAUCAGAGAGAUUUUAUAUGUAUCUUUUCAGUGUCCAUAGUCACAGUGUUUUUAACAAAACAAUUUGGGUAUCAUUGAUACAUACUGUUAUUUAAAUUGUCUUUAAGGAAACACCUUUAUAUAGUUGGGCUAGUUUUUCAUAUCUCUCUCUGUAUAUAGCUCAAUGCAAUUAGAUACCAUUCUAUGGAUUAUUAUAGUA
Molecule: messenger RNA, 2076 nt
Organism: Capra hircus (goat)
Lineage: Eukaryota; Metazoa; Chordata; Mammalia; Artiodactyla; Bovidae
Gene: AIRIM
Product: chromosome 3 C1orf109 homolog
Exons: 5
Coding region: 264-875 (203 amino acids)
Cellular component (GO): nucleus; cytoplasm
Source: RefSeq, a predicted model, not a curated record